CGGGAAGCCAGCCAAUGAGGCUCGCCGUGAUUCCGAUCGCCUGUUGUUAGCGAAAGCUCUACCGGAACUCCGUCUCGACGAUUACUUGCAACCUCCAACUUCGAGACAUUCCUCCCUCGCUCUCUGCUCCACGCCAGCGGCCUCCCCGAUCUCCUCUCAUCGUCCCCUCUCCUGGUCUUCUGCAAUUGAUUCCCUGUCGAUUGCGACCGUUCGCCAUGUCUCUCUCCUCCGCCUCCGCGUCCCUGCUGCGCGCCUGCGCCAGACAGCAACUUCCUACCGCCCGUCUUGCUCUCGCCUCUUGCCAGCAACGGAGGGGAGUCGCUGAUGCUAAGUCCUCUUUUGACAGCCCCUUCGGUUCCACCAAGGAUUUCACCUCGACCCUGAAGGUCCCCGAUUUCAGCCACUACUCUUCCAAGUCUUCUUCCCGGGGGAACCAGGUCUUCUCUUACUUCGUUGCGGGAACCAUGGGUCUUGUGUCUGCUGCUGGCGCUAAGGCUACCGUCCAGGACUUCCUUGUCAACAUGUCCGCCUCCGCCGACGUUCUCGCCCAGGCUAAGGUUGAGGUUGGCCUUGCAUCCAUCCCGGAGGGCAAGAAUGUUAUUAUCAAGUGGCGUGGCAAGCCCGUUUUCAUCCGUCACCGCACCCAGGAGGAGAUCGAUGAAGCCCGUAACGCCAACUGGCAAUCGCUCCGCGAUCCUCAGUCUGACGAGGACCGUACCCAGAAGCCCGAGUGGCUGGUCAUGCUUGGUGUCUGCACUCACCUUGGUUGUGUCCCAAUCGGUGAAGCUGGUGAUUUCGGCGGCUGGUUCUGCCCCUGCCACGGUUCUCACUACGAUAUUUCUGGCCGUAUUAGGAAGGGUCCCGCACCUCUGAACCUGGAGGUUCCCACCUACAGCUUCCCCAGUGAGGAUAGCCUGGUCAUUGGUUAAAGGGGCUGAUAUAAUCUAUCCUCAUAACAACGGCAGUUGAAGGCCCAAUCGAUGUACUAUGUAGAUUUAUAGUAGCGGAGGACGAAGGGGUCGUGGUAUAGAUGAGAAUCUUACGUGUGUCACUACCAAUACUGUUGGUGUUUUCUUUUUCUUUUUUUCUUCUUUAAUUUGGACAGAUAAGAAAGCAAUCAUUUUC
Molecule: messenger RNA, 1125 nt
Organism: Monascus purpureus
Lineage: Eukaryota; Fungi; Ascomycota; Eurotiomycetes; Eurotiales; Aspergillaceae
Source: the annotation of a GenBank genome assembly